Molecule: messenger RNA, 441 nt
Organism: Pyrenophora tritici-repentis Pt-1C-BFP
Lineage: Eukaryota; Fungi; Ascomycota; Dothideomycetes; Pleosporales; Pleosporaceae
Product: BTB domain containing protein
Molecular function (GO): protein binding
Source: RefSeq, a predicted model, not a curated record
AUGGCAGCUACAUCUAAACAACCUGUCCCGCCAACGCUAGUGUCCACAGUCACCGGCGAAAUCGCUACGGUUGUCGUCGGCCCCUCGAAGAAGCGACACCUAAUUCACAAGGACCUCAUCUGCCACCACUCGGGGUACUUCCGCAAAGCGUAUGACAGACAGAAAGGACUAUGGAAGAAUCCGGACCAGAUUUUCACGCUCGAAGAUGUCGAUGUAGAUGUGUUUAACCUCUUUGUGCACUGGCUAUACACCCAAGACAUACCCUGCAAUACGUAUGCGGAGAUAUAUCAUAUGAUGGGGUGGAACAACGGUGAUCAAGUCAACUUUAAGGAUAUUUUGCUGAAAGCGCGGACUUUUGGUCAUCGCUUCUUAGCGGUGGGUUUUCGUCGCGUUGUUCAUAACAUCUAUGUGGAGGGAUGUAAGAUUAAAGCGAUCGAGUAG